GGGCGGGCGGAGCUGCAGCAGGCAGGCGGCGAAGGGGGCUGGCCAGGCUGCAGAGCGCCCUUGCGGCUUUUCCUGCUCGAAUCUCCGCGCUCCUUGCCCGGCUGCCUCCCCCCGGCCCUGCCAUGCCGCUCUCCGGCCCCGGGCUGCUGCCCUGCCCGCCGCCCCUCACCCUACGCCCCCUCUGAAAGCCAGCCAGGAUCGGUCCUCUCCCCCACCCCAGCCCGGGCUAACGACCGAGCCCCGGGGAGAGGAUGGUGCAGAAAUCCCGCAACGGAGGCGUGUACCCGGGUGCGACCGGAGAGAAGAAGCUGAAAGUGGGGUUCGUGGGGCUGGAUCCCGGCGCCCCGGAUUCCAACCGGGAUGGGGCGCUGCUGAUCGCCGGCUCGGAGAGCACCAAGCGGGGCAGCAUCCUGAGCAAGCCCCGCUCCGGGAUCUCCGGGACGGGGAAGCCCCCCAAGAGGAAUGCCUUUUACCGCAAGCUGCAGAAUUUCCUCUACAACGUGCUGGAGAGACCCCGCGGCUGGGCCUUCAUUUACCACGCCUACGUUUUUCUCCUAGUUUUCUCCUGCCUGGUACUAUCCGUCUUUUCAACCAUCGAUGAGUAUCAGAACAGCUCAGAAGGGGCCCUCUACAUCCUGGAAAUAGUCACCAUCGUGGUGUUUGGUGUGGAAUACUUCGUGAGAAUCUGGGCUGCCGGUUGCUGCUGUCGAUACCGGGGCUGGAGGGGAAGAUUAAAAUUUGCCCGCAAACCCUUCUGUGUCAUUGACAUCAUGGUGCUGAUUGCGUCCAUUGCCGUGCUGGCAGCAGGAUCCCAAGGGAAUGUCUUUGCCACCUCGGCUCUCAGGAGUUUGCGGUUCCUGCAGAUAUUGCGCAUGAUACGAAUGGACCGUAGAGGUGGUACCUGGAAGCUUCUGGGGUCUGUGGUCUAUGCCCAUAGCAAGGAGCUGAUUACUGCCUGGUAUAUUGGCUUUCUGUGCCUCAUUCUGGCCUCUUUCCUGGUGUACUUGGCCGAGAAAGGAGAAAAUGAGCACUUUGAUACAUACGCAGAUGCGCUCUGGUGGGGCCUGAUUACACUCACCACCAUUGGCUAUGGGGACAAGUAUCCACAGACCUGGAAUGGGCGUCUCCUGGCUGCAACUUUCACCCUCAUUGGGGUCUCCUUUUUCGCCCUCCCUGCUGGCAUUUUAGGUUCUGGCUUUGCCCUGAAGGUUCAAGAACAGCAUCGGCAAAAGCACUUUGAGAAGAGGCGAAACCCUGCAGCUGGCCUGAUUCAGGCUGCUUGGAGGUUCUAUGCCACCAACCUCUCUCGAACUGACCUGCACUCUACCUGGGAGUACUAUGAACGCACAGUCACCGUUCCCAUGUACAGCUCGCAAACGCAAACGUAUGGUGCCUCCAGACUCAUUCCGCCUCUGAACCAGCUGGAACUUCUCAGGAACCUGAAGAGCAAAUCGGGACUGACUUUCAGGAAAGAGCAGCAGCCUGAGCCAUCACCCAGUCAGAAGGUCAGUUUGAAAGACCGUGUCUUCUCCAGUCCCCGAGGUUCUGGAACUAAAGGGAAAAGCUCUCCACAGGCUCAGAGCCUCCGGAGAUCCCCCAGCGCUGAUCAGAGCAUUGAAGAUAGCCCGAGCAAGGUGCCCAAAAGCUGGAGCUUCGGAGACCGGAGCCGAGCCCGGCAAGCAUUCCGGAUCAAGGGAGCUGCGUCUCGACAGAACUCUGAAGAAGCAAGUCUCCCUGGAGAAGACAUUCCGGAUGAUAAUAAAAGCUGCAACUGCGAGUUUGUGACGGAAGAUUUAACGCCAGGACUUAAAGUCAGCAUCAGGGCAGUGUGCAUCAUGAAAUUUCUUGUUUCCAAACGGAAGUUCAAGGAGAGCCUUCGGCCUUACGAUGUGAUGGAUGUCAUCGAGCAGUAUUCAGCCGGUCACUUGGAUAUGCUCUCCCGGAUUAAAAAUCUCCAGUCCAGGAUAGAUAUGAUUGUGGGUCCCCCGCCCCCUUCAACUCCCCGGCAUAAGAAGUAUUCAACCAAAGGACCCAUGGUCUCUUCCAAAGAGUCACCCCAAUACUCUCCUAGAGUUGACCAGAUUGUUGGACGAGGGACAUCAAUGACAGACAAGGAUCGAACGAAAGGGCCAGCGGAGGGGGAGCUUCCAGAAGACCCAAGCAUGAUGGGCAGGCUUGGAAAAGUUGAAAAGCAGGUUCUGUCCAUGGAGAAGAAGCUGGACUUUCUGGUGAACAUUUACAUGCAGAGGAUGGGUAUCCCAUCAACGGAAGCAGAAGCCUAUUUUGGGUCCAAAGAACCAGACCCGGCGCCACCCUACCACAGUCCAGAAGACAGCCGGGAGCACAUGGACAAAAAUGGCUGCAUCAUCAAGAUCGUCAGGUCUACCAGUUCAAUGGGACAAAAGAAUUUCUCUGCACCACCAGCCCCAACAAUGCCAACCAACACAUGUCCCCCUUCAACGUCCUGGCAGCACCAGCCAUACCAGCGGCAUAGCCAUGGAUCCUCCCCAGUUGGAGAUCCUGGCUCUUUGGUAAGAAUCCCGCCCCCACCUUCACAUGAGCGCUCCUUGUCCGCUUACAGUAGCGGGAAGAGGGCCAGUGCUGAGUGCCUGAGGAACGAAGACAUUACAGCUAAACACCAUGACAGCGCCUUGAGAGACAGUGACACGUCCAUUUCCAUUCCGUCAGUCGAUCACGAGGAACUGGAACGCUCCUUUAGUGGAUUUAGCAUUUCCCAGUCCAAAGACAAUUUGGACAUCCUUAACAACGGUUGCUAUGCAGCAGUGGCUCCCUGUGCCAAAAUCAGACCCUACAUUGCAGAAGGAGAGUCAGACACUGAUUCUGACCUCUGCACACCUUGUGGCCCACCUCCCAGAUCAGCCACAGGUGAAGGACCUUUCAGUGACAUGGGCUGGUCAGCCCCUAGACAGUGAAGCAUCUUGACAUCUAUUGAGCCAAGUCAGAGCACUGGCCAGCCACCCAUUCAUGCCAUCCCCAUGUCGAACUUCUUGAGGAGAUCUACAGCUAAGGUUUUAUGAAUCCAGAACAUACUUAGCUUGUGGAUAUUUUCUUACAGCUUACUCUGGGGACAGACGCUGAGCCAGCAUUCAGUAGAAAGAGGCCACUGUGGUGAAUAAUUCGGAGCCUUGAAGUGUCUCGAUUUCUUUCAUACUAUCUUUCUAAGAUAAUUAGGUGAAACGAUAUCACAGUACAGGGUAGGCAACCACAUUUCUUGGUAAUCCUUUAGGGUAAAGGGAACAAAUAUCACCUGCAAGGGUUUUUUUUGGGGGGAAGGGGGUUAACUGGUGACUGAACAUAUCUUUUACAUGGUAAUUACCAUACCAUGAUACUGGGUGAUUACAGUCAAAUACUUUAGAGGUGCAACGCGAUUACAUGAUUAUUUCUGUCUUGUAAAACAUUCCAGGUUACACGAUGAUUACUUUUGAAUUUACGGAACGUGAUCCUCCAUUAACCAUUCGGGAACGUAGUGUGAUUACCAUACAAUUCAUGGAAGCCCAGUUGGCUCUUGACAAAUUGGGAUGUUUACUUUCACGUUACAGUAUUGCCCUAAGAAAGACGUAUGCUGUCAGGAUGAGUCGAGGUAGAAUGUUAGCAGGCAUCAUUUGGAACCAGAAUGAUUUUCAAAUUAAAUUUGCUACAUGGCUUAGGUGGAGGAGGAAGGUCAAAGACACAAAAUCUGUCUUUGAAGGCAAAGAGGAACAUCACAAAGGACAUGGGAUAAGGCAUUUUACAUUUAAACCAUGUAUUAUAUUUAAUAGUGUACCCGCCAAAAUUUACAGAACGGGAAGCCAUAAUUCCACCUACGGGGUUGUAGUAACUUGAAGUUGCUGUCGUAAUUUUUGAUAUUGCCAGCAGCACUGUGGUGAACUUACAGCCACAAGAGACACAGCUAUGGGGAGAGGGACGUUCCUCGAGAUACUGUGACCCCUCUGCUGUUGCAAGGCAAGGAACGAGAGCACCAGCAGCGCCUGAGCCCUGUAACUCAAAAUAUUGCCCAUUUCGUACACCAUUCGCAUUAUGCCUGGAUGCUUUUGCAGCAAAGUUCCUUCCUCCUUUCCUCCACUACCCGAUCCUGGAUCACAAAGCUGUCCUUCGGACUUCUCCAUUGUUUUGUUUAGAUCCUUCAUGCUGAGUCACGAGGUGCUUCCUUGUUUCCUCCUGAUUUCUUUUAUACAUCUGUGACCUGUAUUUAUCCACAAGGGCUGGCAGUGGAAGUCUUUCUAUUUUUUCUCUUUCACUCCCUCUUGAAAAGCCAGGUAAAGAUCAUGUCACUGUUAUUGGCGCAUGAAGCUGGGGGAAAACUGACGAUGCAGGAGGUUUCUUUCAGGACCAAAACAAAGUCACAAAGUGAUCCUUUACUGUCCCAGUGCGGCAGGGGUCACUCAAGGGGAUGGGUCAUAGGAAUCUGGAUCAACAACCAGGGCUGCUACACAGGAGCCAUUGCCAUGCCCACUAAAUCCACCCAUUUAACUGAAGCCCUACACCUUGUGUGUUUUCUGAAAGGGAUAAACUUCAGUGGAGUCAGGACUGUGCCAGCUAUUUGUGUCCAUCUCUCCUCCCCCGCCCCCCUGCCAAUGUCAAUGGCCAAUUUUCAUGAUAUUUCAAAUAUAUGACAUGCCCCCAUGUCCCUUAGGCCUUGCUGCACCUAAUACAGGUGUGAUCCCUCCAUUUUGAAAGGUUGACCUGCUGGUGGUGAGAGGAGAAACCUGGUGUAUUCGUUCCUUCUGGUCAUUAGGAGAAGCAGCCUGGGAAGCUAAGGAGGAAAAAGACAAAUUUAGGAAUAACACACUGCAAUUCAAUGGUAUCGGGGGGUGCACACAAUCUGGCAGCCAUAAAACACCACCUAGAGGGACACAUACAGCUCUUGUCCCGGAACUCAAUGUGAUUCCAUAAGAUUCUCUAGAACAUGAAGUCUUUAAAACGAGAUUUGAGGACUUCAGUAACUCAGUGAGAGGUUACCUAUUGCAGGAGUGGGUGGAGGAGGUUUUAUGGCCUGCAGGGAGACGGAGGUCAGACAAGAUGAUCACGAUGGUCUUUUCUGGCCUUAAUGUCUAUGAGUCUGUGAGAUUCACCCACCAGGGCAGGAAAUCCCCUGCUGAACAGGUGGGUCUUUUUGGUUUCUGGAGGGAAAAUAAAACAAUUCUUUUAUACAUCUAGUCAGGGCCAACAUGCAGCACUUGCCUGGGAGUGGUGGGGUGAAAUGAUAUAUAAUCUUCAAAUCCAAUUAGCCUCAAUAUAUGAGUGAAAGGGAGAAAACCUACUCUUUUUAGGGGGGUCCUGUGCAUCUAUGUCUCCAAGAGACCUUUGCACGUCCAGAGCUUCCUCCCCAUUCCUGCCAUAUUCUGCAAUUCUUUCUUCCCCACUCAAGCUGCCUGGAGCCUUCUUUUGGCUCUAGAAUUCCUAAUCUGGAGUAGCUCCUGUGAUGUAUCUAACUAAAAGUAAUUAGUGUAUGAUACACCUAACCUCAAUAAGAGUGUUUGCUUUGAAUUUGGAACUAUCAUACAUUAAAAUCCAUAUUUAUAAAGGGCAGCUUAUUCCCACACUCUCUCUAAACUCACCUGGCCUGACUUUCAUAAGAUGUGGCCCACAGGCUACAUUUACAUGGAAAAUUGCUGCACAUGAAUGUGUAAGUCUGCUUUUGCCCAUGCAGCUGUAUUUAAGCAUGUACAAAAAAGGGUAUAUAUAGGUGGGCACAAAAAUGCUGGCAAACUCCAAUGGGGCCCACAAAGAUGCAUCUUCUAAUGGGCCACUAAAAAUGCACCCAUGAUAUUUGCAGGUAAUUCCAUUUACUUAUGCAAAAAUCUGCAUUUGCAUAGCUGACUGCUCACUGUAAACAAUUACCCAAUUCGAGGAACACAUGUGCUUUUGCACAUGCAAGUAAACCUAGGGUACGUCUACACAGCAAAGAAAACCUCACGGCUGGGUUUCAGUGGGUUUCCUCUAGAUUUGCACUGGUGUAACUCAGAACAGAAUUUGGACCUAAUAGAUGGUUUUGUUGCUCAUCCACCUACAUAGUUUUUCUCAUUGCAAAUUCCAGUCUAAUCCUCCCCAUGACUCCUCACAUAAUCCUUCUGUCUCCAUUCCUUCCCACACUCCCAUUGCAUAUGCAGUUGCUGGAGAGCCAGUAAUGCAACGUUUUCUGAGUUUCUCAGUUUGAUGGUUGAGAAACAUUAAUUUUCUGGAGAGAAGGUUUGAUUUUUGGCUCAUAAAUGUCCUCCAAUAAGGAUGUUUAAUGAGAAAUGCAAAGGAAACUUUCUCCCCUCUGCCUCACUGCUGCUUAGCCUGUCUGUAGCAUCUGUUGCACCUCUGUGUUUCUAGCUAUAUAAUCUGUACACUCAAACACAGAAACUAGUUUUAGGAGCUGCUAAGUUGUGACACAAGCCCAAGAAAAGCUAGGAAAUUCAAAGUGAAUGACACUGUUCCAGACAAGCUGUGAGCCAAAUUUUCAAUGGGCCUUCUCACCUGCACCUUUGGUAUUUGUAACUGUGUCUGUUUGGACAUACAGAAGCUGUGUUUGUGUCCACAUGCAUGCAGAAGAAGAAGUGUCCUUAAAACAAAACCCAGGAUCUAAACCCCAGGAAACUUUGAAAGGUUUCAAAAUCUGGUUCCAGAUCUUGCUUUGAAUGUUGCAAAUGGCCCCCAUCUUUGUAAUGGGCCAGCUCAAAAACUGGGUAUGAAACCGUACUGAAUUUGGGGAUGUUCAAAGUCCAAGUUAGAAUGCAAAUUUCGCAGUUUGUGCACAUCUCACAAAGAACUGAGGUUGCAGACAACACAAGCUCGGUCCAGAGAAGGCCUUUGGAGACUAUGGCCCUGAGUCAUAAGAGCAGAGCCACCAGCCCAGUUGAAUUUCCCAACGUUUGGGAAAGAACUUUAAUGUUAUUUAAAUGUAGAUUUUGUAUGUGAAUUUCCUUGCUGAUUCAUUUUCUUAACAUUAAUUUCUAAGCAAACAAAAAAUAUAAAAGAAAUUAAUGAAAAACGUAUUGUUUGACCCAGAGAGCCAUUGCAUGUCCUUAGGCAAACCACGUAAUGAAUCAGGUAUGUAAAAAAAUAUUUUUAAAGCAGCUUCAGGGAUUCAGGUAUCUUCAGUAGAGUCAUUUCUAUUUGCAGGGUAAUCAGGCAUAAUUGGAACAAAUGGGGAAAUCUAAAGUCAGGGCUGAAACAUCAGUUUUACACCCUGCUGGAAUGACUCGGUAGCAGCUAUGGUCUUGCCUACAGCAAGAAUUUGCCCUGAUUUUAGCCAUGCUUCCAACAAUGGGAAGCCGUGCCAGUGUAAGUCAUGGCUCUUCAUGUCUACACUUCAGGUUCAGUGGCUGGGAUCAGGGUAAAUUCCCAAUGCAGUCAAGACCGGUGAGCCAGAGUCUGCCCUGAGAUGUAUACCAAGAAAAGGCAGUGACAAAUAAACACACGCUUCGAAGAUAGAAUUUGGCCCUACGAUUUUGAAUGACUUGGCUUUUAGUUUGAUCAGAAACCUAAUGUCAUUUAAACAAAGCUUUUAACUUGAGCAUGUUGUUUUGUUUAGUUAGAAUUUUGUUGGGAAAAGAUCAACAAAAUUUCUUAAGAGUCAUAAUACUUAAACUAUUUAAAUAUGCUAAUUGAAAUGUAAGAAGUAUAAUAUUUAUCCAAGAGAGAAGAAAGUUGCUCCACAUCUUUCUUACAUCCCUGAAUGAAGAUUUUUGAAUUAUUUGUGGUGUUUACACUCCCUGAUCCCUGUAUUUUCAGCUGUCCAACCAACAUUAGUGAUCUUCCUGAACUAAGCAGAGAUGGUGCUGUUCAGAAAUGUCAGCUGUUCCCGACAGCCCACAAAGAAGUUGAGUGCCCUACCUUGCAGAGAUACUACCCAAUCUCUGCUGUCCCAGAUAAGACCAUCAUAAAGGACUGGAAGGGAUCUCCAGAGUAAUGAAGUCCAGUCCCCAUCACUGCAGACAACCACAUAAUAUAAUCGCUUUCAUAAACAUAUCAAGCUCCAGCUUAGAACCAGUUAGGCUUCUUGCCCCCACUACUUCCUGGUGAUCACAGACAAGAUCUAGGAGUCAAAGCAGGUCGUCAAUUGGAGCUCCAGGGAUCUAUUCUAUGAAAGUGCAAGUGGUGAGGUGGGGAUCCCUGUCUCAGAGAGUUUGUCCCUUUCUGUGAUGCCAGGUCUCAGAGUUGUAGCCGUGUUAGUCUGUAUCAGCAAAAACAACACGGAGUCCUUGUGGCAACUUAGAGACUAACAAAUUUAUUUGGGCAUAAACUUUCAUGGGCUAGAACUCACUUCAUCAGAUGCAUGGAGUGGAAAAUACAGGAGCAGGUAUAAAUACAUGAAAAGUUGUGAUUUGCCUUAUCAAGUGUGAGGUCAGUCUAACGAGAUAAUUCAAUUGACAGCAGGAUACCAAGGGAGGAAAAAUAACUUUUGAAGUGGUAAUGAGAGUGGUCCAUUUCCGACCGUUUCCUCCCUUGGAAUCCUGCUGUCAUUGGUUUUGUCCCUCUCUAGAUACCAUUAUACCCAAUCCUACCAGCAGUGACUUUCGUUUUGGGUUCGUCAAGGUAUUUCUUGGGGGGGGGGGGGAUAGUUUUUCUUUGGAAUUUGCCAAACAUCAGGCACAUCCAAAAAAAGUUAUUGGGGUAGAAUGUGCACAUUCCCCCCCACAAAGGUUCCAACUCAUUCUCUGUCAACCACUACAUUCAAACACUGUCCAUCGGGGUGGUUGUACUUAGGAAGCAUGAGGCAGCCCAGAGACUGCUCCAGUUGAGCACGGAAACGGCAUGUGUGGGACAGUAUAAGGUGCCUGGCAGACUAGGAAUUCUCCUACUGCAUAUUUAAAAUAAAUAAUAGCAAUGAACUGUACAAUGUAAAAUCAAGCCCUUAUAAAUAUAUAUGUAAUUAUAGCAAGAGUUAGUACAUUGGCAUCAUCUUAUUCUAGUGAGAUCAUGGUUUGACAGGUACCAUAUACAGAGCCUACAUGCUAAUACAGCUACUAUUCAGUUCUGUUCUUAACAAAGGCCUGGAACGGACCCUUACAGCACAUUAUGCUCAGUAAGUGCAAAACCCCAGAUCCAUACGUAUAAUUCUCAUUUGUCAGCUAUAAAAUAAAUGUUCUUAAAAAAAAAACUACCUAAGGGUUUGCAAAAACAGUGCCAGGCUUCUGUGCUCUGCAAGCUGCUGAUUUAUUCAAGCUUCUGCAGUCUCAUGCAGUUUUGAAAGAUUUGGAUUUUCCCUCUCCCCUUUCCCUUACAGGCUGAAGCAUGCGUUAUAUCGGAACAGCUCAAUUCAGUGCUCUUGGAGCAGGGCGUGUAAACUGUGGACCCUGCGGCAGCUGGAGUUAUUGUACCCCAAAUGGGACAUUCAUUCUUAGGAAAAAGCGGGUGCUCUUUGCAAAGAAGGGCAGCUUUAGCUUUCAGCUGGUACUUUCCUUUGGACAAAGUCCUAUAGAAUGUAACAAAGAAUUCUGUCCUUCCUAUAGGUUUCUUUGUUUUGUUUUUUAACCAUCCUAUAAAGUUCCAUAGCAAGGAUGUAAAUUCUCUACUACGUUCUGACAAAGGUCUAAAACCCUAUAGCUAGGCUAGCUUGUUCUAUUAAACCCUAUAGGACUUCUGCAUAGUGUUCCCAUCAGCCUUGCCUGCGGAGUUGCCCAAGGAAUGCACUGAGCGAGCACAUGUCUUCAGAGUGUGCUGGCCACACCGCCUUCUCCAUCCAGCACCUCCCACUUUUGAGCAUAACCUCAGCAAUCCUCCCCAAAUUGACUUGCCACUGUACCUGGGUUGCAGUGGCUGCCAGUUAAAGCCGGAGCCAUAUUACUCUCCCUUUGCGUUCUCUCUCGGGUCAAUAGCUUUCAUUUUAUACACAUCAUUUAACAAAAAUGAAACAAGGAAAUCAGAUACAAAACCUCUUAGAAUCAUAGAAUAUCAGGGUUGGAAGGGAGGCAGAGACAUAACGAUAAUGUGAUGGACAUUCAAAUGGAAACCAACUCCUCUACAUCUUGGUCCUGUUCUUGUGGGGGUAAUUUUAUUACUCAAUGUUGAGAAAGGAGAACUUCUCCCUUUACAGUCCCUGACUUCUCCACUUCAUAUCACAACCUGCACAUUAUUUAAAAUGUCAGGGUGUGGGCUAGGGAUUGUUUUUUUAAAAAAAGAAUUAAUAUAAAUACGUAGGAAUCUUUAGUGUAUCUAGUGUUUGAUUCUCCACUGGCACUAUACUGCUUGCCUUACAUUAUGUUUAGACGGAAAGGCCAUAUACAAUAUUUUGAUACAAUAGUAACCAAGCUCAGAUUUUAGAUAUCAGCCAGAGUCACUUGUGGCCCCCCUCCUAUCAGAUGAACCAAGGAGGGGCAGAGAGUUCAUUUACAACAUAUGAAUGUGCUUUCCAGACGGUCACAUACUGUACUCUCGAUUUUGCCUGCUAGUGCAUGCUAUCUGAGAUGAGUAGAAAUUGAUACCCUUAUAUCUGUAUCUGAAAUAGAAUUUAAAAAGUAAUUGCAAAACCUUUCUUUUAAAAACCAAACAUGCUGUCAGUUAUAUAUUGUAUAGGGUGUCAAAGUUCAUUAACAACCCAAUGGGUUUUUUAGGUAACAUUAAUAUACCAUGUGUCUCUGAUACUGUGAUUAAUUUAUUGAUGUCUGGUCUGACACGCAUCAAUUCUGGUUUUACUACAUGUGACUCUGAGGGGUGCAUACAUGUGUCAUGUGCACCCACUGGUGAAGAGGUUUGUAGAAAUAUGCAUAUGGAAAAAAGAAUGGUGGUUGGCUGUGCAUGAAAUCUUGUGCAUUUCAUGCAGGCGGUGAUAACAGGAGCAUGCUAGAGGGGGAGUAGGGGAAUACCCUAUCCGGAGGGCUAUGGAAAGCGUUGAGGAGGGGGGAUACUGGGGUACAUAUGUUGAAGGGCUCCACUUUAGUGGAUGCAACUUGAAACCACUGAACUGGCAAAUGCACACUUCUUGCCUGUCCAAUUCACUGUGGGAGGAGAUGAGAGCACUCUAAUUUCACUGUGAUCUCAUUGACACCUCCAACUGGGUAAUGGGGACCACAGGUAUUUAUACCCUUGUGCCUGCAGUUCAAUUGUGGGUGCAAAAAUGAGAGUACAAACUUUUUGAAUGAAAAUUAGACCCAUGGGAAGAGAGGCCACCCUUUGAAAAGUUACCCAACUGUUUCUACCGUGUAGCUGAUCAUUUUUCUACCUGGUCUUGUGAGGUGCUGAACACCCUCAACGCCCACUAAACGUCUUGAUGCUAGUUCCCACAGAGCAUCACAGUACCCCUUCCAGAGACUGUCCUUAAAAUUUUAUCAUGCUCCUUAAUUCUCAGUCCCUGCUGCAUUAUUUUGUUGCUAGAUUCUAAUAAUCUAGUACCUGUUUGUGCCCACCAGGUCCCUUGUCGUCCGUGUUGCUAGUCCAGACCAUAUACAGGGGAAGCUACUGCCUUGGCAGGGCUGCAACCCUAUUCUUGAGUUUUUUCACAUGACUACACCCCACAGUCACCCCUACAAUCUCGUAUAUAUCAGUUCAUGGAUCGGUGUUUGCUUUUCAUCCACUAUUGCUUUUUCACCCCAUGGAGCCAUCUGUGGGUCCAAAAUGUCCCUCGUUUGUUUAGAUUGAACCCAUUUUGCCCAUCUCUUCAGCACCCAACAUGCUGCUGGUAUCACGUCAAUAGCAGAUCAUGAUAAAACAAACAAUGUGAGAACUGGUCUCCUUGCAGUUGUGACGUCUCCCCUCAUUCCCGGUGAAACCAGAGCUAGCUGCGAUAUGAUUCAAUGCAAAGCUCAGGCAGAGUUUCAUGCCAAACUGGGCCUGUUUUUCAGGUGCUGGGGCAGGGCUGAUGGUUUCGGGUAGAAACCAAGCUGAUCUCUACAGUUUGGAUGGUUCUGAUCUGAAACCAGGUGAAAACAUGGUGGUAGCAGCUGAGUUUCACUUGGAAAUUAAGGUACAUUUGAAAUUAAGUUGAAACUUGGGGGACAAUCUCUCCUUCCGCCCACCGAACAAGGAGAGGUGGGCACACCGUCUGAACCCAGCCUGGCUAAUUUCUCCCCACUCUAGCAUGCAGUGGACACUUUCUAUUUCAGUGUAAGUAGUUGUUUUACUGUAGUAUUUUAAAAUUGACAAAUACACUGACUAACCCACCAUUUGGUGUGCGUAACCUAUCUCUGUCUAUGCCUGAUCCAUGCAGAAUACCAAUCUGCUAUAGCUGCCAGCUGGAAGGCUUUGUCCUUUAGUUCAAGCUGUAGCUCUGGAUGGUUCAGUUCAGUCCCUGGUGAUGAUGGUCAUUACAACUCCUCCUGGUGUUUGGGCUCUUCUGUGCCAGCCAAUGAGCAAGCACUGUCCCUUUCGCUGGCUUAGCAUCUGUUCUGGAGAUUGAGAUCCUCUGUUCUAGGACCAGAAUGUGGACUAUUCCAUGCUGGUUACGCUAACAACUACCUUACCCUCUUCCCAAGAUUUAAGCAGAACAUUUUGUGCUGGUUACACAGCUUCCAAAGUCAAGCACUGGGUGGAGAAUCUGAAGUUUUCAGAAAAAAAAGUAAAACUGAUCAUUUACAGGGGGGGUUAUUAUGUUCCUUGUUUUGAUCUAACAGCAGGUUUUUAAAUAGUUGCCAUGACUAAGGCAUGUAUAAAAUUGUUUGGGAGAUGAAAUAAAUUAUUCUUAUAAAUGUUUCAUUCUUUUACCAGUAAUUCAAAUAUGCGGACUUCACUGUACUUUAACAGGAAUGCCCCAUAUACGAAAACUAUACUCCUGUGUCAUCAGUAAAGGCAUUGUAUUUAUGAGAUUUCUUGUUAGUGUCACUUUGGCAGAGUAACUUCCUGAAGCACACAAGAACUGCACAUUACAUGCCAAUUGCUGAUAGAUAUUGUUACAUGUAAUUUAGCCUGUAUGCGUUCCAUAGACACCAGAUAUAAAGUGUUACCUGCCUAUUUUGUGAUGUCACUCAAAGUACCGGGGCGGGGGGGGGGAGGGGGAAAUCCUCAUUUGUUAAGGGAUACCCUGCAUUUGAAUGCUUCUAAACAUAUUUUACCAGAAAGCAAAAAUAAGUGAAACUGUUUCUGGAGUGUUAAUUUUUUGAAAUACUUAAAAUACUGUAUUUCUAUAUAUUCUUCAUUGUUAUUCAUCUGAGCUAUAAAUACUGUACUGAUAGAAUGAUGUAUAAAGUAUCUCAGUCAUGAACUGCAAGAUAAAAGGACAACAUAGCUUUGGCUGCAAAAGGUGGUGUGUGUGUGUUUGGACACACAUGUACAUAUAUUUAUGUGUGUGCAUAGACAUAUACACUGCAUGCUUUGAAGCAGAAAAAUGCAUAUAAGAUGAAAAGAAAGUACGUUAUUUUCUCAUCUGAGUAAAUAAGUCAAACCAAAAGGAAAGACUAUUUUGAUAACAUUUAUAUCAAAAUGGAAAACCAUUCUGAUUUGUAACAGGACUGACACAGAUUCAUAUCCCAACUAGGAAGUCCAAUUAGAAAGGAAUCACAGCCCAUUUAGAAAUUUAAAAAACACAAUCAUUUAAUUGAUUUGGUUUUGUUUUUUUAAAAGCAAAUCUAUUGGAUGGGCCAGUACCAAUUCUGCAUCCAAAACUUGCCACAACCAAGGUCAAUAGCCAACCUUCCAUUGAUUCCAGUGGGACUAGAACAUCCCUUAGAGAGUGCCAAUUUCAGACAUAUCUGUCUACAUGGGCAAAACUUGAUAUGGGCUCAAUCUUUACUAAAACAAAGUGUGAGUUUCUGAGAUUCAUGAAAAAAAUGUCGUAUGUCCCCAUGGAUCUCAGCAGUUGACUCCCAUUGACUUCAAUGGGCCAUGAAUCUUGACCUUAAUUUUGGUUUCUACAUAUGAACUUCAGUGCCUAAAUUUAAGCACCCAUUUUUUAAAACCUUGGCCUAGUAACUGCACAAACACCACUCAGUCUCUGAAGGCUGAGAUGAAUACAACAAUGAAUAUUGAGCAAUUAAGGACCUGAUUUUCCAGGUGGCUCGGCACCCUGGCCUCCAGUCUGAAUCCAUAGAAGCUGUCAUGUCUCAGUACAUAUAAUAAUCAGCCCCUGUGGUUUUAUUAAUCUUUUAAAGUGUUACCAACACUCUUGGCCCAUGUAGUAUUUGUCUUUCUUUCAAAGACUUAAAGUAAAAAAUAAAAUACCUGAAGAAGAAUAAUUAAGAUUUCCAACAUAAGACAUAUCUGAAUGAAUUGUGAUUGGAUUUCUUCUUUGGCAUGAAAUCUGUCUCAGCAGAGGGUUUGCAGCAGACUUAGGUACUACUGAAGUCCCACAUACGUCCUCAACCUAGGGGCAGAUGACUUUGCUCAUGUAGAUUGCCAUAGUUCCAUUGUAAAGCUAUGACAGUUUACACCAGCAGAGGAUCUGUCUGAGUAGGGUUUAAUUGGAAGAUAGAUAGCACAUAUACUUUGUGCUGGUUCUCUGCAACGAGAUGAAUUUCACCUUACCCCAGAGUUUUGACUGGGUGAUAGUGUAUUCCCUCUCAAGCAUGUUUAUAAAAUUCCACAGACACUCAACUAAGCAUUAAAGUUUGGUUGUCCUUUAGAAAGCAAAGACAGCUACUUUGCUUCCUUUAAUUUGCUCUGUUGCCUUGGCUUUUUUGCACUUUUGUUCCAGCUCCAAAGAAUAUUUCAUAAUGCCUUUCGUACAUAUGUACAAUUUUAAACAUUUUGUAUGUAUUGAAUGGUAAACACUUCUCUUGUAAUAUAGCAAAUUGACUUUU
Messenger RNA from Caretta caretta (loggerhead turtle), 14678 nucleotides. RefSeq names its product potassium voltage-gated channel subfamily Q member 2 (gene KCNQ2). Gene Ontology annotation, molecular function: voltage-gated potassium channel activity. Gene Ontology annotation, cellular component: voltage-gated potassium channel complex; membrane. Gene Ontology annotation, biological process: potassium ion transmembrane transport. NCBI's taxonomy places the organism in Eukaryota, Metazoa, Chordata, Testudines, Cheloniidae. The record is from RefSeq and is a predicted model, not a curated record.